AAUACCGGGCUGGCCGCUCAGCUCUUCUCUGCAGCAGGAUCUUACCUGAUCCUCGGUCCAGCACUGUAAAGUCUUCCCGCGCCAGCAUCUUUAGUGCGGGAAUCCAGCUGUGAUAGCCGGGUGCCCACUGCGCAUGCGCGAGAGGCGGUCAUCUCCUGUACUAUGUCCGCAGUCUCUGGUCAUCUCCUGUACUAUGUCUGCAGUCUCUGGUCAUCUCCUGUACUAUGUAUGCAGUCUCUGGUCAUCUCCUGUACUAUAUCCGCAGUCUCUGGUCAUCUCUUGUACUAUGUCUGCAGUCUCUGGUCAUCUCCUGUACUAUGUUUGCAGUCUCUGGUCAUCUCCUGUACUAUAUCUGCAGUCUCUGGUCAUGUCCUGUAGUAUGUCCGCAGUCUCUGGUCAUCUCUUGUACUAUGUCUGCAGUCUCUGGUCAUCUCCUGUACUAUGUCUGCAGUCUCUGGUCAUCUCCUGCAAAGGCCUACGCCUCUGAUCUCCUGUACUAAGUCUGUAGUCUCUGGUCAUCUCCUGUACUGUGUCCGCAGUCUCUGGUCAUCUCCUG
Molecule: messenger RNA, 556 nt
Organism: Staurois parvus
Lineage: Eukaryota; Metazoa; Chordata; Amphibia; Anura; Ranidae
Source: the annotation of a GenBank genome assembly